AUGACCGCCGAAACGCCUACGAUAGAACCUAUUCCUCUAGCACACAUAACGAGUGUCUCCAUGAUUCCUAGGGAGCGCCAAAGGGAAUUUGUCACAGAAAUGGACACAAAAGGCGAAAUAUUUCGCUCGGAAUACCGUCGAGUCAAGCUUCUGAUCGAGAUGCUGGAGUUCCGAGCGGAAAAGAACAGGUCAAUAUAUCGCGAUGUACCAGCCAGACUCCGCGAAGCUCGACAAAAAAAGCGCACCAUGAAGAGGAUGAUGAUCGAGGCUCUCCGAAAGCACAAAGAGGAUGAACUGGACAGACGCGGGAAUGACGGUGCUCUCCAGGUUGACUGGCUAAGUGUCAAGUCUCCUGUGGUAGCAGGCAAGUCCGACCUCAAAAGCCAUAUUGCGUAUAGGUUGAGACCAUCAGUCCAUACUGGUGUCAUAGACAAUGAGAUUGGGGAAAGAAACAUGGGUAAAACAUGUACCAACGUGAGUGCCGAAGUCUUGGGUGUCACCCCCGCCUUGUCCACCGUCAUGCCUAAACUCAAAAUUGGAGUACAGUGGAUUUCCUGGGGUACCCGCGAAACGGAAAAUGUCACCCGCAUGGGGGUUUCUCGGGGUUUCGGCAGAGUCGGAGAACAAGUGUGCCCCAAGUUCCUACCUAAGAACUACCGUUCUCUUUCAAGCCCGCGUGUCUAUGGAACCCUCAAGCCUCACUUCAACUACCUGAAAAGCUGCCAUUAA
Molecule: messenger RNA, 729 nt
Organism: Colletotrichum lupini
Lineage: Eukaryota; Fungi; Ascomycota; Sordariomycetes; Glomerellales; Glomerellaceae
Exons: 6
Coding region: 1-729 (242 amino acids)
Source: RefSeq, a predicted model, not a curated record